AUGCUUGCAGCUUUUCGGAGGUGCCCUGCAUCUCUCCCUAGGAGUAUAUCGACCUCAUUCAUUGCGCCCCGAGUUAUACGGCCCGCACAGGCUACGUCGACAUCUGCGUGGCGGUCUACAAUCUCUGUGUCCAGAGUUUCGAUCGCGUCUUUACACCAGAGCAGCCAGUGGCGACAACAUGCCGCCGAGCGCUAUGCCGUAGAAGCUGAAGUGGAACAAGAGGUCAACGCGAAAAGCCCACCUUCAAAUGGAGCGAUUGAUAAUGCCGUCGCCGGAGGCCCAGUCACGAAAUUCGAAGAUUUAGCGACUCGAGGAUUUGUUCACAAAAAUAUCGUCAACACCCUAACGAAGGAUAUGGGGUUGCACACCAUGACAGAGGUGCAGACUCGCACUAUCAACGAAGCGUUGAAGGGUGCUGAUAUCAUUGCCCAAGCCAAGACUGGUACUGGAAAGACCCUUGGAUUCCUUCUCCCCGUUCUACAAAACAUCAUCUCAAAAGAUCCCGAGCUUGCAACACGCGGCGCUCGUCCCCCGCGGACGACGCCCGGUGACAUCAGGGCUAUAAUCAUAUCACCGACCAGAGAACUGGCGGAGCAAAUUGCUGUGGAAGCGCAAAAGCUCACGCGCAACACCGGUGUCGUCGUUCAGGUCGGCGUGGGUGGAACACAGAAGAGGAUGAUGUUGCAGCAAAUCAGGAGGGAGGGCUGCCAUAUCCUCAUUGGAACGCCUGGACGGCUCCACGAUCUGUUGGCGGAUGAGUACUCCGGAGUUGAAGCCCCGAAGCUCUCGGCCCUCGUCAUGGACGAAGCUGAUCGACUGUUGGACGAUGGGUUCACGCGGGAGAUUAACGAGAUCAGGAAGUACCUCCCAGAUCCCAAGAAGCAGGAUCGCCAAACCCUCAUGUUCUCCGCCACAGUCCCCAAGGAGGUUGUCGGGCUUGUGCGACAGACAUUGAAGCCUGGGUUCCAUUUUGUCAAGUGCGUGCGCGACGAUGAGGAGGCAACACACGAGAGGAUUCCCCAGAAGCUUGUUCACGCCAAAGGUCUCGAGAACAUGAUGCCCGCAUUGUUCGAACUGUGCCAAACGGGACUACAGAGCUCCCAGUCGGGAGAGACUCUGCCCUUCAAGGCCAUCGUUUACUUCAACUCCACUGCUGAAGCCUCGCUUGCUUCCAACGUCUUUAGGAAAGUGCGCGGGAGUGACCCGCGUCGCCAUGCUCUACACCCCGCUGGUGUAUUCGAGAUUCAUGGCAAACUGAACCAGGGUCAGCGAACAAGGGCUGCUGAUGACUUCCGCAAGUCGAAGUCAGGCAUCCUCCUUUCCUCCGACGUCACAGCGCGAGGAAUGGAUUUUCCUAACGUCACGCACGUUAUCCAAGUUGGUGUGCCCCGCGAACGCGAAACCUACAUCCAUCGUAUCGGCCGAACUGGCCGUGCCGGCAAAGAAGGCGAGGGCUGGAUCUUCGCUUCACCGCUCGACGCUCCCGAAGUACGCCGCCGUCUCCACAGCCUCCCGCUCAAGAACGACACAACGCUAGAAACCGCCUCGGUCGACAUGUCCCGCGAAGCGCAGCUGCCGGAGAACGUCGCCACCAUCCUCUCCAGCCUCGUCGACGCCCACCGCCAAGUGCACCGCGAGCACAAGACCAAAGCGUACAUGGCUUACCUCGGUGUCUUCCAGGGCAUGCGCGACAAGCAGGAGCUCGUCGACUCGCUCAGCGGCCUCACGAAGCACGGCUGGGGCAUGGACGAGGCUCCAAAGGUUGGGCCGAGCCUUGCGCGCAAGCUGGGCUUGAGCCGCGUUCGCGGCCUCAAUGUUGGCCAUGAGGAGGAGUAUGAGAGCUCAGCGUACGACGCGCAAUCGUCGUUCAGCAGGCGGGGCUCGGACUCUAGCUACUCGAGAGGCGGAGCAGGCGCGAGGGGCGGGUAUCAGGGUCGCUCCAGUGGCGGCGAGAGGGGAGGAUAUCAAGGUAGCUCGCGGGGAGGCGGCUACCAGGGCAACUCGAGGGGCAGCGAUAGGGGAGGCUACCAAGGCAGCUCGCGGGGCGGUGGCGGCUACCAGGGUAAUUCGCGAGGAGGCUUCCAGGACAAGUCGAGCCCGAGGCCGAGGGGGGGCGAGAGGGAGAGCAGGGGACGUAAUUAUGAUGCGGACUUCUAG
Mytilinidion resinicola is the source of this 2157-nucleotide messenger RNA. RefSeq names its product DEAD-domain-containing protein. Gene Ontology annotation, cellular component: mitochondrion. Bases 1 to 2157 code for a protein of 718 amino acids. Lineage: Eukaryota; Fungi; Ascomycota; Dothideomycetes; Mytilinidiales; Mytilinidiaceae. The transcript has 2 exons. Gene Ontology annotation, molecular function: ATP binding; nucleic acid binding. The record is from RefSeq and is a predicted model, not a curated record.